Crotalus tigris (Tiger rattlesnake) is the source of this 3871-nucleotide messenger RNA. It is a transcript of the gene GLB1L2, whose product is annotated as galactosidase beta 1 like 2. Gene Ontology annotation, molecular function: beta-galactosidase activity. The coding region runs from base 88 to 1995 and encodes 635 amino acids. The transcript is spliced from 19 exons. The record is from RefSeq and is a predicted model, not a curated record. Gene Ontology annotation, cellular component: vacuole. NCBI's taxonomy places the organism in Eukaryota, Metazoa, Chordata, Lepidosauria, Squamata, Viperidae. Gene Ontology annotation, biological process: carbohydrate metabolic process.
GCCUCCGCCCGUAACCGGGCGCCCGUGCGUGGGAGCCGGAGCGGCGGCCGGGCUGGACGGGCCGGGUCUAUCCGGGCGCCCUCGGCCAUGUGGAGCUGCGCGGGGCGCCGCCGUCGCCGGCUGCUGGCGGGCCUUCUGGUGCUGCUGCUGGCCGCCGUCGCCGUCCGCAGGUUCAGCACGACGAACAUAAUUCCCAUGCGGUUCUGGGGCCGGGUGCUGGGCUUGCAGGCAAAGCACUCCCAGUUCCUGCUGGAGGAGAAGCCCUUUCGCAUCCUCGGCGGCUCAGUGCACUAUUUCCGCAUCCCCCGAGAAUAUUGGAAAGACCGCUUGGUCAAGAUGAAGGCCUGUGGCCUGAACACCCUCACAACGUAUGUCCCUUGGAACCUUCAUGAGGCCAUCAGAGGAAGAUUUGACUUCAGCGGAGACUUGGAUCUGCAGGCUUUUCUUAGGAUAGCAGAAGAAGUAGGACUAUGGGUGAUUCUGCGCCCCGGACCGUAUAUCUGCUCCGAGUGGGAUCUUGGUGGUCUACCCAGCUGGUUGCUUCAGGAUCCUGAAAUGCAGCUGAGGACAACCUAUAAGGGUUUUACUGAGGCUGUAGAUUCUUACUUUGACCACCUGAUGCCCCAAGUGGUCCAUCUUCAGUACAAAAAUGGAGGGCCAAUUAUAGCCAUGCAGGUGGAGAACGAAUACGGCUCGUACGCCCAGGACCAAAAUUACAUGGCCUACAUAAAGCAGGCCUUGUUAAGCAGGAAUGUGGUGGAAUUAUUGAUGACCUCGGAUAAUAAAGAUGGCCUGAAUGCUGGCACCGUAGAAGGAGCUUUGGCCACUAUCAACUUUCAGAAGAUGGAGCCGGGACUUCUGUCCUCCCUCAACAAACUGCAGCGCGACAUGCCAACGAUGGUGAUGGAGUACUGGACUGGUUGGUUUGACAGUUGGGGAGGACCUCACAACGUGUUUGACGCGGAUGAGAUGCUGGAGAGGGUUGAAGACGUUCUCCGAUUAGGAGCAUCCAUCAAUCUCUACAUGUUCCACGGAGGGACCAAUUUUGGAUUCAUGAAUGGUGCUCUACAUUCUGACAUCUACAAGGCAACCAUCACCAGCUACGAUUAUGACGCCGUGUUGACUGAGGCUGGAGAUUACACCGCCAAGUACUUUAAACUGCGCAAGCUUCUUUCCAGCAUGAUGGAGACUCCUCUCCCUCCACCUCCGAUAAUUUCAAAUAAAGCAUCUUACGGGGCCAUCCUGAUGCAGCAGUAUAUCUCACUGUGGGAAUUGUUGUCGGGGAUGGAGAUUGUGAAGUCAGAAUACCCCAUCAACAUGGAGAACCUACCAGUCAAUAAUGGCAAUGGACAGGCCUUUGGCUACACCCUUUAUGAGACGGUCAUCCUUGGCGGAGGAACGCUGUAUUCGCGUGACUACAUCCGAGACCGAGCAGAGGUGUUUAUUAAUACCCGAUAUAUUGGUCACCUUGAUUACAACGUACAGGAGCUGUCCAUUCCUAACAGGCAGGGAUAUAGACAGCUGCAAAUCUUAGUAGAGAACUGUGGCCGAGUCAACUACGGGCUUAAUCUGAACAACCAGCGGAAAGGCUUAAUUGGCGACAUCGUUUUCAACAAAACCUCCUUGAGGAACUUCAAGAUUUACAGCCUUGAAAUGAAACCCAGCUUCAUGGAAAGUCUGCGUGGAGCAUCUCCUUGGAGUGCCAUCCCCGACAGCGCAGUGGGCCCUGCGUUCUUCCGAGGAACACUCCAAAUACAGUACAUGCCCCAAGAUACUUUCCUGAAGCUUGAGGGCUGGGAAAAGGGAGUUGUCUUUGUCAAUGGCCAGAACCUGGGUCGCUACUGGAAAAUUGGUCCUCAGGAAACCCUCUACCUCCCGGGAACCUGGCUCCAACAAGGGUACAACGAAAUCAUUAUAUUUGAGGAGCGUCUUGGAGGCCGUAUCAUCCAUUCCACAGAUCUGGCCUUCUUGGGAAGGGUUCAGUAUGUGACCUGAGCUGUUCCUGAUUGUGCCACCCUCUACUGAUAGUAAUGGUUAAGGUUAUGCUUCUUAACUGAUUGUGGGAGGUCAAAGAGUCUCAAGGCAGACCUUUCUCCCUCCCAUUGUGAAAACUGUGCCCCGUAUCCUUAUAUUUUCUAGUUAAGGGUGGAGUUUGGCCAAAGAAGGCCCACCUGGUGAGUUAAUUUAGGAGGUUGACUAAGAGUACUUGAAGACAGAUGCCCAGGUAGCUAGGAAGGUCCUCCUAAAGAACUCAACUUCACUACAAGUUCUUGUGUCCUGUAACACUAGAUGCUAAGGACCUGACAAAGGAACGAAUGUCCGCAAGUCAUGGGAGAUCUGAUGGACUGAAACCGCCAAUCUGCAAUGGUUUGAUCGGGAUCCUCCUUUAGGUUGUGGCUGGAAAAGGAAUGUCUUUGCAUCUCUAGUAGUCCACGUUGGGUUUUUUCUGACAAUUGAAGCUGCCAGUCUUAGCUCCCUGAUCUGGUUGUUGGGCAGACUGUGGAGGAAUGUCAUUUUUACCGCUUUGCAUUCCUUGGGUCGUUUCAACCCAGAUCUUAAAAGGAAGGAACGCCACAUUUGGGCAUAUAAAAUGCCAACCACCAAUGGGGACAUCAUGCAGAGACAGUGGAAACUACAUUUCAGUGACAUGCCAUGGAUUUUGGGGGGAGGGGCUGGAAUUGGGCUUCUUCCAAGCUACAUAGAACGCCUGUAACAUCUGAAGCCCCUUGCCCCACGCCCCUUGCAAUUUUCCCCAGCUGAAUCACAGGUUCUUGAGGUCACCAAUCGCAAAGGGUGAGUGCUGGGCCAGGGGUGGGUGGGAUUGGGAUGUAUCUUUGCACCAAGACAUAGCAUGAACUAAUCUACUGCUGAAUUUUAGGAGCACCCCCUGGAGCCAGGAAGGAGCUCCAACAGAAGCCCCCAUGGGUAGAACCCCACCCCCUUCCCAAGACCAGCCCAAAAGAGUGCUGUUUCAGAAAAUAAACACGUCCCAGUGAAACCAAAAACCUCUACACAAUGCUCCCCAACUAGGUUGAGAUUCUGCGCAGUGUGCUUCGGUCCUUCGCAAAAGGUGCCCCACCCUCAGCAAAUUGGGACUGCAACUCUUGAUAUCCCCAGCCACUUUAUCUUUCUGGACUGGGUCUCGUAAGGGGCAUCGAUCCCAGUCUGAACAGAGGCCUCUGCUUCGAAGAUAAUCCUCAAAUUAUGACCGCUUGCAUUGAGACUCAACUUGGUCACCUCUCUUGCUUCUGAGGGAGGGUCUGGGGGACUGGGGAUUCAGCCUGAAGGCGUACUUGAGUGCAUUGCUGAAUAAUUAGUCAAUUGGAUCUGUUUUAAAAAUAACCUUUUUCAUGUACUUUUUUUUAAAAAAAGAGAAAAGGCAAAUGGAUGCAUUCCUCAGUAGGAUGCCCUCCAGGGCUUUGAGGCACAACCUAUCACCCCAGAAGGCCAGUGGAUGAUGGAUCUUAUAUCCCUAUCCUUGUGGGAAGAACCGGUUGGAAGAAGCCACUGUAAGCCAUAAACACCCAGUCUCUGUGCACCUUGCUGUCUCUUCCUCCUUCCAUCAAUCAAAACCUCAGUUUCCCUGAUGGAGCUAAGCGUUGUGUAGCCGUGGGCACAAUUGGUGUCAGUGUCCUCCUCUAGCCAGCCUGCCAUUGGUUGUGUCUUGCAGGCCCAGACCCACACCCAAAAUAAGUUUGGCACUUACUUUUCCAGCGAUCGUUCAGGCUUAUCGUCAGGAUGCAGUUGAAUUGUGAUCCUGGCCCUCUCCUUUACAGGUUAACCCUCCAGCACAGGUAUGUCCAACCUUGGCCACAUUAAGUGGCUGGUUGGCUGGGGAAUUCUGGGAGUUGAAGUCCACAGGUCUUAAUGU